GCACUGACCACGACUCUUUCAUAUCUAAUCACCAAUCUAACCACCAUUAGUACCAAUAUGACUAACAGUUUGAUCAUUGUGGAUCACUAAUCUAACUACCACUCCGACCAUAGCCAACCACCACUUCCAUCUACCGUUGAUCACCACUUCAUCCACCUUCAAUCUCUAAUCCGAUCAUCACCGACUAUCCAUUCCUAGCACCGACAACAACCACUUUGACCAUCGACAAUAACCAAUUCAACCACCUUCCACUGCCACUAUGACUACCACCAACCACUACAAAUCACCACUCCGAGAACCUAAAAUAAAUACAGUCCUUACUUAAAAAACCAAACCGUGGCCUACAUUAUUGCUAUCAACAAGUGUGACCGUUAAUCACGAGGAAAAAAUAAGUUGAAAAUUUCUUAUCAGUUACCACAACUUCUGACUCUUACAAACAGCUACUGAUUAAAACCAAUGACAAUAUGCCACGUCAGGUUGUGACAACUACCUCAAACCCCCCCCCCCCCCCCAAAAAAAAACUAAAACCCAAAACCCAAAACCAACCAAACCAAAACCUUCUUCCUCUUCUCUUCUUUGUGUCAACCAAUUAUCUUUUUCUUCUUCUCAACACAACAAUGGAAGCUUCACUUCCAAGUGCAUGGUGGAACAAAUGGGUCGAAGAGGCACUAACAAUUCUCGACUCUCUUAAAGUGCUUCGAUCUCUUAGACCCAUUUGUCUCCGCAACCAGAGAUUGUCAUCUUUGCAACUCCAACUUCGGGUAGAUGAUGAUGCGUUUGAGGUGUUUGAUGAAAUGCAGCAAUGGGAUCGUUCCUCUAUUCAAGUUGAAAUUUGUGAAACCACUUUUAGGAAAUGGAUGCAUGACACCCCGAGUUCUGGUGAAGAGAUUGUUCAUGGUGCAGUUUCUGGUGAUGAUGAACCAGGGGUAUGUCAUGAGCAGUUUAGAAAGUUAAUAUUAUUUUCUGGAAAUGAUUAUUUAGGCCUGAGUUCCCAUCCGACUAUUGGAAAUGCUGCUGCAAAGGCAGCUCAAGAACAUGGGAUGGGACCAAGGGGCUCUGCUCUUAUUUGUGGAUAUACCAAUUAUCAUAGGCAGCUAGAGUCGAGCUUGGCAGAUUUGAAAAAGAAAGAGGAUUGCCUUCUUUGUCCUACAGGAUUUGCUGCCAAUAUGGCCUUGAUGACAGCAAUAGGAAGUAUCGGUUCUCUCUUAGCUGGGAAUAGCAUACCUUCAGAUGAUGAAAAGAUUGCCAUCUUUUCUGAUGCAUUAAACCAUGCGUCAAUAAUUGACGGUAUUCGUCUUGCUGAGCGGCAAAAAGGUGUAAAAGUGUACAUAUAUAGACACUGUGACAUGUCCCACCUCAAUACACUCUUAUCUCAUUGCAGUAUGAAGAGGAAAAUUGUGGUGACAGACAGCUUGUUUAGCAUGGAUGGGGACUUUGCACCAAUGGUUGAGCUUGCAGAACUCCGCAAGAAGCAUGGCUUUUUGUUAGUCAUCGAUGAUGCUCAUGGGACAUUUGUUUGUGGCAAAAAUGGUGGCGGCGUCGCUGAGGAGUUCAACUGUGAGAAGGAUGUGGAUAUAUGCAUUGGUACAUUAAGUAAAGCUGCUGGCUGCCAUGGAGGAUUUAUAGCAUGCAGCAAAUCUUGGAAGUUAUUAAUACAGUCAAGAGGUCGUUCAUUUAUAUUUUCAACUUCUACGCCGGUUCCAGUUGCUGCUGCUGCUCAUGCUUCUGUUAGAGUGGCAAAACAUGAGACAUGGCGUAGAAAAGCAAUUUGGAACCGGGUGAAAGACUUUCAGUUACUUACAGGAAUCCCUGUUACAAGUCACAUUAUAUCCCUAAUAGUUGGCAGUGAAGACAAAGCACUGCAAGCAAGCCGGCAUUUAUUACAAGCUGGCUUUCAUGUCACUGCAAUAAGACCACCAACUGUGCCUCCUAACUCAUGCAGGCUACGAGUGGCCCUCAGUGCAGUCCAUACAAGGGAAGAUUUGGAAAACUUAGCAGCUGCACUCUCCAAUUGCAUCAAUUUCCAAGAUACCCGCAUUUAUGGCUGCAAUGGUUAUGCAAGACUAUAGCUUUCCAUUCUUAUUUUUUUGGGUUACCAUAUAGCCUUCCAUUCUAUCAUCACGAUGAAAUGCAUCAAUGUGAAGUGUUUUCUCCUAGUGUUAUUAUUCAAUAGUGACAAGCUACUUUGUCAACAUUUAGUUAAACAAUUUUGUUACAUGUAAUGAUAUUUUCAUGCUUUUAAUUUUGAUCAACUGUCAGUUUACUUUUAGUUAGUAUUACUAUUUGUAAAUCCAAAACAUGUUUAAGUGUUUCCAUUUUUACCCUUUUGAUGCAUGUCUUUUAAUGUAGUUUUGAUCCAAAACA
Messenger RNA from Trifolium pratense (red clover), 2364 nucleotides. RefSeq names its product 8-amino-7-oxononanoate synthase. Gene Ontology annotation, molecular function: pyridoxal phosphate binding. Gene Ontology annotation, biological process: biosynthetic process. The transcript is spliced from 11 exons. The record is from RefSeq and is a predicted model, not a curated record. Lineage: Eukaryota; Viridiplantae; Streptophyta; Magnoliopsida; Fabales; Fabaceae. The coding region runs from base 465 to 2069 and encodes 534 amino acids.